CAUAUCACAAGAAGCCGCAUCUAGGUGUACAUUGUUAGGCGGUUAUUGUUCUACAAUUUUAUCCACUGGUUUUUGGCAAUAGCGUGUGACUUGUUGAGUGCUGCGUUCAGAACAGCUUCACUCCACCAGCAAAGAGCACAAUGAUUCCUUUUUAUCCAUCGCUGCAACCGUCUCCGGCGUAUAAUUUUUGGUUUUCCGUCGACGAAUCUUACGACGAUGAUGCGGAAGUAAAUACGAUGGAAACGGAACACACGGAAUGGCUGAAUCGGAUUACCUUCAUCGGACAAGAGUUGACACCGAUUGGCAAAAGCUCCAACGAGCAGCAGAUGGAAAACAUGGACACGGAAGACGAAGACGCGAACGAUGAAAGCGACGAUUCGGACAACUCGGAUGACGACGAUGAUGACAUGGAUGAGUUGAACAACACGCGGGGAAAUCUGCCAGAUGAAAUAACCGUCGUGACGGGGGGCUACAUGGGCGAUGAGCUUCAAACCAACGACACUUUGUAGAGGAGAUCGUCCGUUAGGCCAGUUGGCGCUAUUUGCAUUCAUUCCCAGGUUCAAUCAUUAUGUUAAGCUUGCGUUAGGUUAAGGCUGAACUUUGUAAUAUAGCUCUCGUUAGUACUUAAUCCAUUUCAUCAGCCCAGUGGAGAUAGAAAUUAGGUUAAAAUUUCAUUUAAAAAUGCCGAUUUCAUACGAUGAUCUCUCUUCAGACGUCGAAUGUUGCAGAUUUUUGUAAAUAUUCUAGUUGGUGUGAUAGAUGAAAUUAGGUGUGAUAGAUGAAAUAGUACAGCAUUUUUCAUCUCUCUUGAACUCCCCGUAUACGAAAUCCGGAAAUUUUAUGCCGAAAAUCGAAAAAGUAACAGGAGCGAAGAACACGCGUAGAGGUAACAUUUGAAUAAUUUUUCAAACCAACUUCAGUAUGUUUAUCAUUCAUGAUCGGACACUUCGAUUAAACGGAAAUUUUAUCCCAACAAUCGAAAAAGUAACAGGAGCAAAGAACACGCCUGGAGGAAACCAUAAAGCUUGACAAACUGGACAUUUUUGGCGAGUUUUCUGUCUCGAUUGACACGGAAAAAAGCAUCCUCCUGCGUUGGAUGCGCUCCUGGUAUCAGGAGCCUAAAAAACUGGUCAGUUUGGCGAGUUUUCUGUCUCGAUUGACACGGAAAAAGCAUCCUCCUGCGUUGGAUGCUCUCCUGGUAUCAGAGCUUGAAAAACUGGUAAUGUUUGGUAAUAAUAAUUUAUAAUAAUUUUCAAAUAAACU
Messenger RNA from Anopheles moucheti, 1263 nucleotides. RefSeq names its product anaphase-promoting complex subunit 15B. The coding region runs from base 141 to 509 and encodes 122 amino acids. NCBI's taxonomy places the organism in Eukaryota, Metazoa, Arthropoda, Insecta, Diptera, Culicidae. Gene Ontology annotation, biological process: regulation of mitotic cell cycle spindle assembly checkpoint. The record is from RefSeq and is a predicted model, not a curated record. The transcript is spliced from 4 exons. Gene Ontology annotation, cellular component: anaphase-promoting complex.